AUGCAUGCAGCUAUUGUCAAACUGAUCCAGAUACAGCGGAACUCCAACAUCGAGUCCAACAUCGAGUCCAACAUCGAGUCCAACAUCGAGUCCAACAUCGAGUCCAACAUCGAGUCCAACAUCGAGUCCAACAUCGAGUCCAACAUCGAGUCCAACAUCGAGUCCAACAUCGAGUCCAACAUCGAGUCCAACAUCGAGUCCAACAUCGAGUCCAACAUCGAGUCCAACAUCGAGUCCAACAUCGAGUCCAACAUCGAGUCCAACAUCGAGUCCAACAUCGAGUCCAACAUCGAGUCCAACAUCGAGUCCAACAUCGAGUCCAACAUCGAGUCCAACAUCGAGUCCAACAUCGAGUCCAACAUCGAGUCCAACAUCGAGUCCAACAUCGAGUCCAACAUCGAGUCCAACAUCGAGUCCAACAUCGAGUCCAACAUCGAGUCCAACAUCGAGUCCAACAUCGAGUCCAACAUCGAGUCCAACAUCGAGUCCAACAUCGAGUCCAACAUCGAGUCCAACAUCGAGUCCAACAUCGAGUCCAACAUCGAGUCCAACAUCGAGUCCAACAUCGAGUCCAACAUCGAGUCCAACAUCGACUACUGCAGAAGUUGA
Schistocerca gregaria is the source of this 609-nucleotide messenger RNA. Its product is annotated as ring-infected erythrocyte surface antigen-like. The record is from RefSeq and is a predicted model, not a curated record. The coding region runs from base 1 to 609 and encodes 202 amino acids. Lineage: Eukaryota; Metazoa; Arthropoda; Insecta; Orthoptera; Acrididae. The transcript has 3 exons.